CCGGUUGCUAGGUGUGAAUGAACUGAUGCUGCCUCUCAAUUAAUCGUACCUCAGUCUUCAAGUUCAUCACAACAAAGCUGCAAGCCGACUUGAUUUACACUAUCCCGGAUAAUCCGAGGAAGACAUGGCUUUCUAAAUUGUUUAGAACUCUGAUCCGAGACAACUCCGUGCUUUGCUCUUGCAACGCACCCCGAACUCACAACAUUUUCAGCAAGAAUGGAGGUUCAUUAUGCUCACCCAGACCUGCACACUGUGGCUCAACUCUCAAACCCUACCGCCUCAAAGCAUACCCUUGGACUUGGACUGAAUCAAAAGACCAAUAUACAACAUGAUGGCAACAACAGCUCCUAUUUGGAAGACUCUUCGCAUCUGCCCGGCAGACCCCCUCACUCUCUCUCACCCACAGGCUAACCACAGCCAAUCACAGGGGUGCAGGGGGGAGGUGCCAGAGGAGAGUCAGCACUUAAUUGGUGAUGGUCUUUCUGACUGGAUGACGGAAGAAGUGGAUUUCUCUUCUUACCUCCCACACCCUCAUUCCUCUCCCUCCCCCAAUUCCUCCCUCCCCCCAUCUCCCCUUCAGAAUGAUAUUCAGGUGCCCUCUGACUUGGAGGUCAUGACCUCUCUGCUGCAAGAGGAACUUGCUCAACUGGAGGACUACUUCCUGUCCGAACCACUGCCAGAGAAAGGAGUCAAGUUGGGGAAAUGCGACAAGGGUCCACAACCAGUGGGUCCCCAGUCAUACUACCAACUGCCCUAUCCGUCAUACCCUACUUCCAACCAAUCGGAAUCCAGCCCUCUCCUUGUUACCCUGGCAACAGGGGAACUAGACCUGCUGAGCCUUUGUGGUGGGCCCAUCGGUCGAUCCAAAAAUCCUAGACAUGUCCCUUACAGUUGCAGUCGCCCCAAUGGGUGUAGCCGUAAAAGAGUUAAUGAUGGGGCGAGGUUAGGUGAGGUCUUUGAAAAUAAUUUGUGGAGUUCCAAAGGAAAUAACUCAGGUAACUCAUCAAUGACUCUUCACGGUUACAGUGGUGUAGAAGACGAACGAGUGGUAGGGAAGGGCUACUGUCUGGGCAGUGCAGUCGAAAUUAGAAGAUGCGCCAUUCUUCCAAAGGGGGAAAAACCUUGUCGUUUCACAGAGGAGAUUAUAGGGGGAGGCAAAGUGGUUGGCGGUGGGUAUGGCUUUGGUGGGCCUCUAGAUGUUCCCAACAAGAAAGAUGACCUGUUGAUGUAUGGUAUGCGGGAGGUCGAUGAUAUAGGUCCUAGUAGCAGUGAGAUAGAUGUGUUGAGUCAUGUCAAAACUGGUGGCGAGAUAGGAAAAGCCACCAUUCCAUGGAAGACAGAAGGCAGUGAGGGUUAUCUUCAGACAACGCAACCAGUGGCCUAUCACAGCUUCCAUGGCGCCGUCAAUGAGCAAGUUAAAGCAGAGAGUUUACAGCUGGGGCGCCAACAUGACUUCCACUGUGGUUUCCUUGAGGAUCAGGGUUCAAGUUGUCUUUCAGUUGAUAGGGAGAGUCUGGACUUGGGGUCCCUAAACCACAGGCAAUCGCGGGGUUCAAAGGAAGACUCCUGUUCGGUAAAAUCAGAACUUGAAGCCAAUCCAACAGAGUUCCCCCACGGAGAGCGCAAACAGAAGAAAAGAGACCAGAACAAAACCGCCGCUCACAGGUAUCGCCAGCGGAAAAGGGCGGAGUUAGACAUACUGGAAGAACAGCUACAUGGUCUUGAGGGGCGGAACCGGGAGCUUCGGGACAAGGCAGAAUCAGUAGAACGAGAAAUACAGUACGUUAAAGACCUGCUAAUUGAAGUAUACAAGGCCCGUAGUCAGCGACUCAAGCAAGAUACCAAUGGGUAAUGCCAAGUGAUAAUUUUAUUUUAUAAAAAAAAAAAAAAUCUGAAUGUAUUUUAUUUUAUAUGAGAGAGGGGCAAAAAUUGUAUAAUUGCAUGUUUCAAUUAUGUUUUAUUUAUUUAUUUUAAUUUUAAAGUCAACCAACGAUAUUCUAUACUUACAACAUACCACAAUCUGCACUACUUAAAAUCUAACCAACUAAGUCUGCACUGUGAAGCUGUAAUGUUUUAAUUGACAAUCAAUUUUGAAUGGGUCUCUUGUUGAUUGAAUAUUCUAACUGGGAUGGGCUAGAUUUCCAUCAGAGAUCUGUUAUUUUUUAUAUUCCUGUAGACUAUUUUUAAGUCCACAACGGCCUUAUACCGGUCUAGAUGUCAGUAACUUAGCCUACUGUAUUUUCAUCAUGAUUAUUCAAACAACAGAUAUCUUCUUAGAAUAUUUGUAACAGCUUUAGGCUAUUAAUGUGUUCCAGAUAAGUAAUUUAAACUUAAGUAAUACGAGGUAAAAUUACCUUGAAGGAAGACUUGAUGUUUUAUAUUGAUAUCGGUUAACUACUGGCUUUGUUUCCUCAGUUGCAAAUUGCAAUAGAGUACAAUCAAAUUUGCAGCUCAGGUUAUGCAAUUCAUGUCCCUCAAACGUUAGUGAUUUUUGAAAGUAGACGGGACUUUAUACAUUCAGAUGUAUCUUUGUUUGCAUGGCUAAGACUUCAUUGCUACUUAGCUGACACACUGCUUCUACAUGACUGAUACUAUUGUACACAGUUUCCAUAGCCGCCUGACCUUAUAUGCUGUCUUUCAGAAAACUCACUUGUCUCUUUAAUGUAUAGUAAUUUCUCUUCUCUCAAACGGAAGGUAUCGUAAACUUGCUUCUGAGGCAAAAAUGUUCAGGGGAAGUGAUUUUAUAUAUCUGUAUUCUCUAAUUUGUAAGACUUUUUUAAUAGUAUGUUGAAGGAAAAAGGAAGUUAGCCUUUGCUUAUUUCUUUUAGUAAUGUUAUUUUUCACUUAAAUGUUUGUGAUACCUUUUCAUGUUCUUUCUGGAUUUUUCUUCUGAUGAUGAGGUUUGGACCAUUUUUAAUUCUCUUACUAUUGUAUAGAUACUAUUUUCAUUUUCUGUUGGUCAAGUGUUUGACAGACUGCAUUUAAAUUGUUUUGAAUAUAUAAGCUUAUUUUUAUUUGAUUUUUUAGAAUAGAUCUUAAUUCAAAACCCAGUAAGUGUGAAAUGUAUCAUGGAUAUACACUGAUGUUUGGUAAAAUGUAUAACAUUUGAAUGAGCAGACUGAAUGUUUUCUCAUAAUAAGCUCAGACAUCUUGGCGUUAUACAAUCAAUCAUAUUCAUGAAAAAGGCUAGCUUUUGAUGUAAUAUGUGAGAGACCUGUCAUUUUGUAAUAGAUUAUUAUAUCCAAAGCUUCGUGUAGAGAAAAUUGUUUUGACAACGCUCAGCGAAAAGGCCUAGCAUUCACUCGCAAUUAAUUUGACCGUCCUACGUAAUAUAUUUUCUCUUUGUCACAUGUCAUUCGUUUACUUUUACCAAAUAAAGAGAGUUGUGUGUGCAUAAACUACAGUUUUUUUUUGG
Hypomesus transpacificus is the source of this 3415-nucleotide messenger RNA. RefSeq names its product activating transcription factor 5a (gene atf5a). The transcript is spliced from 4 exons. Gene Ontology annotation, biological process: regulation of transcription by RNA polymerase II. Gene Ontology annotation, molecular function: DNA-binding transcription activator activity, RNA polymerase II-specific; RNA polymerase II transcription regulatory region sequence-specific DNA binding. The coding region runs from base 329 to 1852 and encodes 507 amino acids. Gene Ontology annotation, cellular component: nucleus. The record is from RefSeq and is a predicted model, not a curated record. NCBI's taxonomy places the organism in Eukaryota, Metazoa, Chordata, Actinopteri, Osmeriformes, Osmeridae.